AGGAAUAAUCGUGGAAUUUCAUCCCGGGAUUCUCUCUACGCUUCCCUCUCUCAAGUACAUAAGCUCUCCUUCUUUCCAGUACUCUUUUCCAAGGGUCCCUCUUGUUCUUAGUACUCUCCGAGCCGAUCACACCGACUUGCGACCAACAUACCAACCCAAUAUCAACGUCAACCCAACACCUUGAGCCUCACCAAACAUGACGGACGUCCAUGCAGCUCUCAAGACUCUGUCGCCAACCGAACAUUCCGAAUUUCCUUCGGAUCCAUCAUCGCUCAACCUUCACCUAGCUACGUCCCUUGCGGAUGCCCAUAUCCUGAUAUCCUCUCUUCCGCCGCCGACGAUCAUCCCCGAAUCAGUAACACUUCCCGAACCGUCAGAUCCAGACAUAGCAGCCCUCCAGAAAGAAUGGAAGCCUGUCAAGCUAUCCGCCAAAGAAAACCCUGUGGGUAUCAGCGUCUUCAAGCUCUCGGCAAAGGACGGGAAGGGUACUUGGUUCGCACGACGUUCCAUCCACACCGAUAUUCCUUUCCGCCGAUUCAAGGCAGGGCUCCAGCAAGAGUUCCAGCAACCCCCAAAAGAAGUUGUGGAAGAGGGUGUGGUACAGGGCCCGGUGCGCGGAAUCGGUAAGGACCUUCGGAUCCACCACGAAACCUGCGAGCUCGGCAAGGUGGAGAUCUUCCAGUUAUCAGCACAGUUCCCCGGUCCCUCUGCUCCGCGGGACUUCGUGGAAGGUUGCCUAUCGAGUUCGGCCCAUCCGGAGGACAUAUCUGCUGCGGCCAGCGAGAGGGGUCGUCCUCCCUCGUCGACGGAUCCGGGGGAUCAACCGGAGAGCAGCGCCGAAGACAGACCGAAACAGUUUACGCUCAUAUCGAAACCAGUUCUGAAUCAUCCGCAGGGUGACGAGAGGUCAGGAUACGUACGCGGGACUUACGAGUCUGUGGAAUUCAUCCGGGAGAUCCCUUCCAUCCAGAAUGCCCUGGCUAGGUCCCAGAGCACAUCAGAUGUUCCCUCGGCUGAACCCACCUCCCCUAACCGUCCUCGCGGAAAGACUGUGGGUAUGACCCCUGAGGAGGCGGCACAGGCUAGGUGGAAUUGUGCGGUCGAUUGGAUCAUGAUUACUCGUUCGGAUCCUGGUGGCAGCGUGCCGAAGUGGAUGGUCGAGAGGGGAACACCAGGAGGCAUCGUCAAGGAUGCGGAUAAAUUCCUGAAGUGGUGUCGCCAGGCCACAUUCCUCGAUGACAUACCCGAAGCAUCACUCGAUUCUAUCACUAAGGAGAUGGAACACGGCGAGAAACUGAGCAAAGACGAAGGCGUGAAGACGCACACCAAGCGACACCUUGCCGAGCGCGGCGCUCCAGCAGGAGCAGUCCUCUCAUCGGACCACGCUCAAGCCGAGAUAUCGCCGGCCCCUAAGCAGUCUGAGAGACAAAACGGCAGUGCUGCAGGUAGUGGAGGCGGAGGCGGCCUUUUCGCUGGUGCACUGGGCACUGUGGCGGCUGGAAUGUCCUCACUCGCCCAGUCCGCCAUAUACAGUAGUUCCUCGUACAACCCUACCCCGCCACCUACAUCGCCAUCCGACGAUAACACCCCGUCUUCCACUGUUUCCCGGGCGUCUUCACCAAACGAAGAGCUUGACGACAGCGCCUCCGAAACGGCCUCUAUCAAGACCUUCGCAACUGCUGAUUCCUCGCGACCCGACGUUCCGGAGCUUCCCUCACGGCCUGCGUCCGUCACUUCCACUAUGACAGCGGCAUCUGCCACCCACGAUAGCCAAAGCCCGGAAGAACGUGCUCUUGCGCAGUUCCUCAAGGAGAAGCAAAAGCUCGACGAAAAGCUCAAGCGUGAAGACCACCGCCGCUCCGAACGUGAAAAGAAAAUCGCCGAGAAACACAUGAAGAGCCUCGAAAAGCAGGAGCGCAAGUAUCGCCGUGCUCUCGAGAAGGCCAAUGAGAAGCGGCAGAAGGAGGAGGAGAAGCGGAAACGCGAGGCGCAGAAGCUGCUCGAGAGGGAUGAGAAGGGAAGGAGACGCGAGAUUGAGGAAUUGAGGAAGGUUGUCGAGGGUCUCACUAGGGAGAAUCUGGCCCUGAGGCAGAGGAUCGAGGAGUUGGAGGGCACCAAGACGAAGGAGGGGGUGGAGGUCAUCACCGCUGAGAAGGUCGAGGCUUGAUUUACCCAUCGAAAUCAUACUUACUUUUGCUAUAUUUGAGGUUUCUUUGGCGCGUACUUUAUAGCUUUUGGGUCUCUACUGACUU
Molecule: messenger RNA, 2252 nt
Organism: Tricharina praecox
Lineage: Eukaryota; Fungi; Ascomycota; Pezizomycetes; Pezizales; Pyronemataceae
Exons: 2
Coding region: 197-2167 (656 amino acids)
Source: RefSeq, a predicted model, not a curated record